Candidozyma pseudohaemuli is the source of this 444-nucleotide messenger RNA. It is a transcript of the gene MVB12, whose product is annotated as Mvb12p. Bases 1 to 444 code for a protein of 147 amino acids. NCBI's taxonomy places the organism in Eukaryota, Fungi, Ascomycota, Pichiomycetes, Serinales, Metschnikowiaceae. The transcript has 2 exons. The record is from RefSeq and is a predicted model, not a curated record.
AUGGAUGACACCGAUAAGCCUGAUCCCUUCCUCCAGCAGGUGCCUUUACUAAAAAAUCCGGCUUUCCAGCCCCCCAAACCCGUGUCUCUCAAUACCAACUAUGCCAAGUUGAUCCCCAACCUACCCAACAGCGUGGUGCCGCCCAAAUUGAACAUAACGGAAGCUGACGUUGAGUCUUGGGGUAAGGAAAUCGAGGAUUUCAAAAAGGACCACUUUGACACAGAAGCAGAGAAAGCGGCUGUUAAGAAGUACCAGGAUUGGCUCAAAAGCGUACAGAGGAAGGUCGCUCCAGGCUUCAGCAAUCAGAUCAUGACUCCGACUAGUGCUGGUAACCAGAAGGAGAAGCAGGAUAAGGAUGAUAAGAAAUCAGAGACUGGAGAGCUGAAAGCAGAGCCCGACAAGUCAGGGAUCAACGAGGACCUCAGGAACCUCUCCAUGGAUUAG